Molecule: messenger RNA, 471 nt
Organism: Rotaria sp. Silwood1
Lineage: Eukaryota; Metazoa; Rotifera; Eurotatoria; Philodinida; Philodinidae
Source: the annotation of a GenBank genome assembly
AUGUUGAAACAGAAUGCAGUCCUUGAAUCAAGUGGAACAUCGAAUUCUCAUCCAAUUGAAAUAAUACCUGCUCCACUACCACCACGUAUUGAUAAACUUGAUUUGUCACCGGCUAAACAUCCUCGUAUAGAAUCAGCUCCAGGUUUCUUUGGUUAUACCGCUGCUGCUUAUGGUCAAGAAGCAUGGGGUGCUUCAGCAGGUUUAGUUGCUGGUGGUGGUGCUGAAGUUGCUGAUGCAGAUCUUGCUCUUGGUGAUGGAUAUAGCUCAUCACCAUUCGAAUCAUCAGGCUUCACAACAAGUGGUGCAGAAGCCGGUUGUGGUGCUGGUUAUGGUGCAUCAUCAUGGGGAGCAUCAGGCUACUCAAUUGGUGCUGCAGGUGGAGUUGAUGCUGCUUUUGUUGCUGCUGAUACCAACCGUAAUGGCACACUUGAUCAAGGAGAAUUCCGUCAAUUCCUUGCUCAAAAUCUUUAA